AUGUUUGGAUCUGUUAGAAGAUCUGGAUACACGACGUCUGGUGAUCUGCGGAGACUCACACCUGGGGAGAUCGAUUGUAAGGCACCGGGUCUGACACUGUUACGCCAGCGGGCUUUGGAUCGACUACGUACUUGGCCAGAUCAUGAGCUGUUACAUGCCAAGCGAGAUUGGAACGGGAGUGCUGAUAGCUUAGCAAGCGCUGCGGUGCAGCGACAAUGUGGGAUCGAGGUAGAGUCUGACACGGAGAUCCAGGAUCUCAUAACUUUAAAUCGAUUGGAUGAGAUCCUGAUAGUGAAAGUCGAAGACGAGGUCGCACGGGUAUCAGCAGUGACGACCCGAUUUAAGGCUAGAUCGGGAGUGCGUAUUGGAUCUGAUCCAGACUCCCUACGAGAGGAAGUCGUGAGAGAGCUACGGGUCGAGCGGAUCCGGCAAGCGCAGGACGAGGAGUGGUUUGAAGACAUCCGGGAUCUGACACAUGAAGAGGCUAAGAUGUUUGGAUCCAUCGCCAUCAAUUACGAAGUGGAUCAGUUGGAUCUACUCUUCUAUUGCCCGACAACUAAGGAGACCGCUGCAGAUCGAGAUACGUUGAUGCGACUGGUGGUACCUGAGACGCUUCAACAGGACAUUCUACGUCACUAUCACACGAGUCUACAGGGCGGUCACCAAGGGAUCGGCCGUACCUAUGAUCGGAUCCGUGAUCACUUCCACUGGAGGGGUCUGUAUCGGCGUGUACAACGAUAUGUAGGGGAAUGUGUCGAUUGUGAAACAGGCAAAGGACGACCCCGGAACAAGGGCGAGUCAUCCGGUAACCUUCAGGCAACAUACCCAUUCCAGAUCAUUGCCAUGGAUCACAUACUUUCAUUGCCUAGAUCCUUCAACGGCAACACCGAAUUGCUGAACUUCGUGGAUCUAUUCUCGGGAUACGUGAUCGCCAAAGCUAGUGCCUCCAGAUCCGCUCAAACAAUCGCCGAGACUUGCGAAGAAUGUAUCUUUCGACGAUUUGGCGGGAGCGAGGUGAUCCGACAUGAUCGGGAGCCAGGCUUUAUGUCUGAUUUCUUCAAGUCGUUUAACAGAAUCCUGGGACAACGCCAACGGGCCACUAUGGCGUAUAGACCCAAGCCAAUGGAUCUGCGGAACGUAUGGUCCAGACAACUACCAGGGCUAUCAAAAUGUAUGUGGAAGGUCUGGAUCAACGAGAUUGGGAUGAGUAUGCUGAGCGACUCACCUUCGCCAUCAAUACCGCAAGGGAUCGGAUCCGAGGCGAAACACCUUUCUAUAUGA
Messenger RNA from Phytophthora megakarya, 1281 nucleotides. The record is from the annotation of a GenBank genome assembly. Lineage: Eukaryota; Oomycota; Peronosporomycetes; Peronosporales; Peronosporaceae.